UCUCUCUCUCUCUCUCUCUCUCUCUCUCUCAGUCCCUCCCUCUCUCCAUCUCUCUCUCCCUCCCUGGUCCUCUCACACGCACAAAACGCUCUGUCAUGGCGUCUUCCAACAAUGUUACCCCCACCAACUGUAGCUGGUGGCCCAUCUCAGCCAUGGAUGAAGACGGCAAAAUCACAGACGGGGAGGAAAGCGAAGAACCGACGGCAGAGCCCAAACCUUUCUCAAAAGACAGGCUCGUUUUGUACCACUGGACGCAGUCUUUCAGCUCCCAAAAGGUACGCCUAGUCAUUAACGAGAAGGGCCUAAUCUGCGAGGAGAGGGACGUGAGCUUGCCGCUGCAGGAGCACAAGGAGCCCUGGUUCAUGCGGUUGAACCUGGGGGAGGAGGUGCCCGUCUUCAUCCACGGAGACACAAUCGUCAGCGACUACAACCAGAUCAUAGAAUACCUAGAGAAAAACUUUGUGGGAGAAACGGUGGCCCAGCUGAUUCCCGAUGCGGGCUCGCCUCUCCACGAGCGUGUGCAGCAGUACCGCCAGCUACUGGACGGCCUGCCCAUGGAUGCUUACACGCACGGCUGUAUCCUGCAUCCAGAGCUCACCACUGACUCCAUGAUCCCAAAGUACGCCACCGCAGAAAUACGUAGACACCUGGCCAACGCUGCGUCGGAGCUGAUGAAGUUGGACCACGAGGAGCCCCAGCUGACAGAACCAUACCUCUCCAAGCAGAAGAAGCUCAUGGCAAAAAUCUUGGACCAUGAUAAUGUGAACUACCUGAAGAAAAUUCUGGGAGAGUUAGCCAUGGUUCUAGAUCAAGUGGAGGCCGAACUGGAGAAGAGGAAACUGGAGUAUCAAGGUCAGAAAUGUGAGUUGUGGUUAUGUGGACCUGAAUUUACACUAGCUGAUAUCUGCCUCGGAGCCUUGUUGCACAGGCUCAAGUUCUUGGGACUUUCUAAGAAAUACUGGGAGGACGGCAGCCGGCCCAACCUGCAGUCCUUUUUUGUGCGUGUGCAAAAACGCUACGCUUUCCGCAAGGUGUUGGGCGACAUCCACACGACCCUCCUGUCAGCAGUUCUACCCAACGCGUUCCGGAUGGUAAAAAAGAAGCCGCCGUCCUUCUUCGGGGCUUCUUUUCUCAUGGGCUCCCUCGGAGGGAUGGGGUACUUUGCCUAUUGGUUUUUAAAAAAGAAAUACAUGUAGUGAAUGCCCUCUUGUUGUGUUCAAUGUCUGUGUAUUUGUGUGAUGUUUCAACUUUUCUGUAAUGUUUUAUGACUGCAGGAAAACAUAUGAAUCUAUAUAGAGAACACUAUUACUUACCUGGGUGAACAAAAAAUAUUAAGAACAUUCCAUACAAAGGAAUUUUUGACAGCACAUUUUCUGGUAAUCAAUGCCUUCAUUUAGUUUGAUUUCUGGCAGCUUGCAGGCGUCACGUCGACGGCCUGUAAGGCCUCAUUUAGCUUUUGUUGAAGGCAUGCAUCAGGUCCAGUUAUAUUGAAAACGCCAACCUAAAGGUCUUCACACAUAAUGUAAAAGACCCCGACAAAAUGUUAUGAGGUUGCACCGUGCACAGUAACACCAACAGGGGUUAACUGACCUCAGCAUGUCACUAUACAGUUGAAUUAUAGCCAUUAUUCAUACUAUUGGCAUUCACCUAUUGCUCUUCACUCCUUUCAUUGGCCUGGGGUUUGCCCAGUAAAACCCCCGGGAGAUUUUACAUGACAAAAAUACUUUAUGAUAAUUGCCGUGCUGCCAGAAACUGCCAGAUGAGAUGUAGGACGGGGGCAAACAUCCACUAUCUGUGCACCCAAACACACAGUAACACACGCACACACAUGCACUCUCACGGUGACAGUUCAUUUAGAGCACUGUAAAUUAAUUACAUAGCACAGCGCACAGUGCUCUGUGGAUUCAUUGUCACUCUAUCCGUCGCUGACCAGGAUUUUCAGAUGAUAUUUGAGGUGUUUGAAACGUUACACUUGGCCAGAACUGGUAGUAAUACUCUAAAUUCUGCAUCUAUGGCACAAUAGUGGUGUAAUAGGUCCACGAUGUAUUUCAUUGCAUGUUUUUUUUUUUUUGUUUGUUUUGUUUUUUCUUAUUGCGUAAGCGUUUUGACCAACGGACACUGAGGAUUUUGUGUGACCCAGAGGCAGAAUUUAUGACGAAAUCGAGUUCACUACUGAACAUUAAACCACCAACCUGUAAAUGCUGACGUUUCUACAUGUAACCUUUGAAGCACCUGCACUGUAUGGUCUGUUGGAGAUGGUCGGGGGUAGAGUAGCUCAUCCCUCAGCAAUACCGAACAAGGAAAUCACUGGACUGUGGACUGCUGUUUGUCACCGAACUCCUGACAGAUGCAAGAUUGUUUUUACAGAAGAUAUUUAUAAUUACAUGUUGUAUGAUUUACCUUACUGCACUCUGUUUUUUUUUUUUUUUUUUUUAAUGAGCUUCAAAGUGAAAUGAUGGCAGAAAAAGCUGACUCGUCGGAAGGCUAGAAGGAGCAUGACGAGGAGGAAAAAAAAGGCCUCUCCCCCCCCGGCUAAGCUUGCCAGUUGACUAGCUCACUCUUGUUGUUUGUUGAUGUAGUGUACUGUACUUUUUCUUGCUCCACACUCUAUUUAUCCUCCUCUGGAGCCAUUCUGCUUUUCUCGGUCGCACUACCAGAGUUCAACUUUGUUAAUUCAGCUCCAGAGGCAGGUUUUAAUUCAUGAUGUGAUGUAUUGGUUGGAGCCGUAAGCUUCAUUUGUCCCCGGUUUUACGACUGGCUGUACAGACAUAAUUAUUACUGCACACUGUAAAGAAACUAAACCUCUUAUGGGGAUCUGACUCAAGCCGUUCAGCUUGAAGGACGUACAGUAUGGUGUUUCUUUCUGUCUGCACAUGCACAGCCCAAGCAUUUACAUUCUGUGACCAAACACAGGCAGGCAGUUUAGUCAGCGGCUGCUGGUGAGGCAGAGAAGGUUCAACCAAAGACAAUGACCAAUGCUCCAUUAGCAGCAGCGUCUCUUAGCUGUGUAAUAUCUGAUAAAUCUGUGAAAUCUCCUCUAGACGUUUAGAAGGUGUAGAUAAUCCAGUUUUGUGAAUAUUGAAAGUGCAGUAGAGCCAUAUAGGUCUGACAGCUGGGAAUAAUUCUUCACUACGACACAAUAUGCCUGCAAAAGACACAAUAUGGGAAAUAAUUUGAUUCCAAAACUAUUCUUGCAUGAGAGCAGCAGUGCUGUGAGCGCAUAUGGCGACAAAUAAGAAGACUUUAAAUAUCUUAAUUUCUCAAGAUUGGAAGUAAGCAAGCGAAAACGUAAGUGUACAGUACUAUUUCCUGUUAGGAUUUAGGAUUACGAUUAGCCGAAGUGUGUGUCGACAUUUUUCUCAGUCCUUUUCCUUCUGUUGACUUUCAGAUUGUGAAACUCUCACUUAUUUUGUAAACUGACAAACAGCAGACGAUGACGAGGACAAAUGUCAAGGGACGAAUGACAGAAUCUCACUUCAUGACCAGCCUAUCAUUGUGAAAGCUUGUACAUUUUUGUCUGUUGCAAGCGCCCUCGCUACAACGAAUCCACUGCUUCUUCUGACGUAGACAUCAUACCCGAGGAGCGGAUCUCAAAGUCAUUGGAUCACACUAAGAAUUCAAGCGGAGGAAUCCUAGUUGUUAUUUGUGGCCAUUAUAUUUCACAAUAGUAUUUUUUUAUUUUUUACUUUUUAUUUUUUAUAUUUAUAUAUAUGCAUUUAUUUAUGGUGCUUUUUAUGAUGUUUGUUCAUAAGCCUUAAUUUAUUCAGUUGCCAUCAAUGACAAAUAAAUGAUGAA
Molecule: messenger RNA, 3795 nt
Organism: Myripristis murdjan (pinecone soldierfish)
Lineage: Eukaryota; Metazoa; Chordata; Actinopteri; Holocentriformes; Holocentridae
Gene: gdap1l1
Product: ganglioside induced differentiation associated protein 1-like 1
Exons: 6
Coding region: 96-1196 (366 amino acids)
Source: RefSeq, a predicted model, not a curated record